AGCGUGCAUACAUGUGAGCUAGCUUCAGAGGAAUAGUUGGGUUCAGCCGUCCAGUACCUACACGAUCGUCGUCGUCAUCAAGAUCAAGAAAAAAAAGGUUGCAGUUGCGUGUCUCUGUGUGUUUGCGUUCUUCCGCCAACGUAUCACCCAGCCAUACAGUAUUCAACCGUUAUUGUCAAACCGAAGCCGUCUUAUACAGGGCCAAGAAGUCGCAAAAGGGCUCGCCUGUGGUGACCUGCGGAAUUUAGUCGCCCGGCGAUGCGAGGCGACGAUCGGCUGUCGCACUGGCUGGUGGAGGUCGUGAGUCCCGGAGGAGCGUCCUCUUCGAGCGCCAAGAGCGGGCGCGGGGGGACGAGAGGCGGCAAGGAUGGCGCGGGCGAGGCGGCGGGGCUGGCGGUGGCGGUGGAGGAGGCUAAGAUUGAGCGGUCGGGUCGCGUUCUAAUCAUCCUCGUGCACGUCGUCGCGGGCUGCGACGCUCGUGGCUCGUCGUCCCACGACGCGGAGUCCCCGAGGGCGGCAGCAGGCCAGGAGCAGGAGCCGCGGCAGGACAUGGAGGAGGCGGUCAAGUGGGCGCUGCUGAAGCCGCUGCAAGUGGCGGUGCAGCAGCAGCAGAUGAGGGCGGUGAUGCACGUGGAGGUCAGCCACUCCAGGGAGCGCGGCCUCGCUGACGUGGCGCAUCGCUUCCAGGCCACGCGCCUCUAUAUCGGCCCCGUCAAGAGAUCAGUGCUCUGGUCUCGGCUCGCUGCCCUUUCGCUCGUGCCGCACUCCGCCCACCACCCGUCGCCGCCCACGCUGCUCUCCGCCCUCCCGCCCUCGUGCCUCCUCAUCGAGGCGCGCGGCACUCUCCGUCUCUCCACGCACUAUCACCCCCUUUCCGCCUCCGCCACACCGCCCGCCCUCUCCCAGUCGCGCUCGCUGCCCCAAGGCGUGCGCGCCGCGCGCUCCUUGCGAGGCGCGGGAUCGUUUCUGGGCAGCGCGCGGCGCAUUGUGGGGCGGCGGUCGGGGGCGGGGAGCGGAGCACUGGAGGCGGAGCAGCGGGGGAGCUUGUCCGCGGGGGUAUCCGCGGAUAGUGCGCGUGGUGAGCAGCACUAUAGGCGCACUGCCGCACGCGCACGUGCACAUGCACUUGGUGAUGGGUUUGGUGAUGGCGAUAGAGAGCGUUGUAGCACACCACAGGAGCGCCACCAGCACCCCCACCAGCAGCAGCAGCAGCAGCAGCAGCAUGCGCACCCCUCAUGGCUCCAAGAACGACGUGGCAGCGGGUCCUUCAUGCCCACGUGGAGCUUCGGCCGUAGGACACGUGGCAGCGGUCCGUUGGCUGCGGUUGAGAGAAGUGACGAUGAGGGCAUGGGAGUACAGCGUCGGCCUCGGUCAGGGGUGUUGGGGGUCGUGGACAGAGAUGGAGGGGAGCGGGGAGCGGAAAGCGAGAGAGAGUGUGAGAGUGAGAGUGAGAGGGAAAGGAAAGUGCAUGGGAGGGUGGGAAGUGGGAGCGAGAGGGGCAGGGGGAAGUACCGCGGGCGAUGGCGGAGCGGGCGGCUUAGGACCCAGUCAGGUCCCUUGGGGCCGCACACGCCCGCUGCGCUCGCCUCACCGCACUCCGCUGAGUCCUCCCCCCCCCCUACACGCGUGCUGCCACUGCCCCUGCGGCGACUGCUGCCGCUGCUGCGCAUCCGCCCGCCUCUCAUGGCGGCAGUGCGCCAGGCGCCGUGGGGCAAGGCGGGGAGGUGGAGGGCGCGGCAGCGCGAGCAGAGGAGCGCGGGGGCAGUGGCGGCAGGCGAGAGCAGCGGUUUCAAGGUGCGGAGAGCAUUACUGAGGGGGGGGAGGGGGAGGAGGGAGAGGGGGCGGAGGGGGCGGAGGGGGCGGAGGGGGCGGAGGGGAUGGAGGAGGUAGGAAUCACAGAGGAGUGCGGAGGUGGGGAGAGGGAGGGUGCGACGCGGCAGGUGAGGGAGCGGGGGUACGGCAAGGCGCCGAGCGGCUUGCACAGGGAGGUGCGCUCGCGGCUGCUGCAUGCAGACGGGCGCUCCCCCGCGCCCACACCCCCCGGCUGGCCCAUGAAUCUCUUCCGCUCCUCCUCCGUCCCCGGCCCCUCCUCCCCCUCCCGCGCCUCCCCAUCCCUACUCCCGGGCUCCUCCUUCUCCUCCUCCUCCUUCUCCUCGUCCUCGUCCCGCCGCGGGCCCCCCCUUCUCUUCGCGCGCGCGGCCUCUGUGCCGGGCAGCACGCGCGCCGUGAGCGCAGGGCGCCGCGCGCACCAAGGCACAGGGGGGCGCGGCAAGCAAGGCGGCAGGCGGCGCAGCGAUGGAUUCAGCAGGCGGAGCGCUGGCAGCCGCGCACGGGGCGAUGGGGGUGCGUUGGUGGC
This is a messenger RNA of Closterium sp. NIES-67, 2356 nucleotides long. The record is from the annotation of a GenBank genome assembly. Lineage: Eukaryota; Viridiplantae; Streptophyta; Zygnematophyceae; Desmidiales; Closteriaceae.